AUCACACAUGGUGGUUUGUGUGUUGAUUCGAGGUAAUGCUGGAGGCUUGAAACCUCAUGGCUUCUUCAUUUUCAAGCUUGUAUUGUUGCUUUGCCUCUUUUCCCAGAUUACCCUCUACCCCUCUCUUUCCAUCAUCUCCUUAUCCUCCCAACCUUUGUGGGUAUAAUGGAAUUUCACUCCACAUAGCUCUAUCUAACUCAAGAACUUGUGCCAAGUUUGAUAAAUUCCAAGGUGAAGCUCCCCAAGACAAUCUUGAGGACAUCCCGUCUGCUUCACUUUCUCUGCAACAGACAAUUCUAGAGGAGCCAGAAGAAGAUGACAGCUGUUUGCCUUCUGAUCUGGAAGGUGCAGUCCGACAGUCAAGUCAAGCAAGUGCCACUUUUGUGUCUUCAGGAGGAAUGAGAGCCAUAGUUGAGCUCUUAAUCCCACAGUUGCAGUUUCUUGAUGAUGAAGGUGCCCAAGCAGAGCUAUGGCAACUGUCGAGAAUUUUCUUGGAUACACUUAUUGAGGAAACAGGAUGUCAGAGAGUUAAAGCCAUAUUUCCGGAUGCUGGUGCAGCCGCACUUCUAAAAUAUCAGUGGAAAGAUGCUGUUUUCGGAUUCUCCAGUUUAAGUGACCGGAAACCUGUAGCUAUCGAUGAUGAAAUCAUUGUAAUGGUCGUUCCUGAUUAUCAAAUGUUGGAAUAUGUGGAACGAAUUGCAUCUGCUCUCUCAGAUGAUCCGCCAAGGCCUCUUAUCAUGUGGAACCCACGUCUUAUCAGUGAGGAUGUUGGAGUUGGGUUCAAUGUCCGGAAGUUGCGGCGGUACUUUUUAAGCACUUUCACGGUGGUAUAUUCAAUGAGACCUCUGCCAUCUGGUGCUACAUUUAGAUGUUACCCAGGAUUAUGGAAGGUGUUUUAUGAUGAUAAGGAUAGGCCAAACAGAUAUCUGCUAGCCAAGGAACAAAUAAGCCGUCCUGAUGCAGAAGAACUUGAGAUAAUAUUUGGAGAUGUAGAAGAGAAUUCAGAGAAAGGCCCAUCGUUGUUUGAUAAAGCAGCUGGCAUCUUCUCUUCAAUAAAUCGAUUCAUGAAAGUUAUUUCAAGAUGAGUUUGUCUUCCGUGUCUUGUAACUUGGUGCCUGGCAGCCAACUUAACUCUGCUUUAAGGUUUUGUGUUGCAGAGUCUCGCACUCAUCAAGCCUACACUGUAAAAUCUAUGUCAUGUAUACCUUACAUUGUAAGGCAAAACGUAGAAUUUUGAUGGUAUAAUCAAAGUAAUCAGUCUUUUACACCUGA
Molecule: messenger RNA, 1272 nt
Organism: Cornus florida
Lineage: Eukaryota; Viridiplantae; Streptophyta; Magnoliopsida; Cornales; Cornaceae
Exons: 9
Coding region: 57-1085 (342 amino acids)
Source: RefSeq, a predicted model, not a curated record